ACAGUAACGGCCGCUCCCCAGCCGCCACCCCCAGCCCAGGCGCCGCUGCUUUGUCCAGCUCUAUGGCAACAGCGGGCAGCGCGGAGCAGGCAGCCCCAGGCCGCGUGCCGUGGGGCGGCGGUCGUUCCCCAGACAGCGGGGCUGGGCAGCUGGGCCCCCUGACAGGAUGCCGGAGAAGCGGCUCUCGGCGGAGCCGCCAGAAGUUACAGAAGAAGAGUUUGAAAAUUAUUUGGCAACAGACAACUUCCUUGUGGAUUACUUUAAUGAGUUCUUAAGUCUCCCUACCUUUCCAGAGGCAAUUCGAUUUAAUGUAGACUACGGAGUUUUUGAAGUAGUUAAUGAUGCACCACAACUUCUGGAAAAGCAACUGAAAAAAAUUCUGCAAAGCCAGCAACCUCGAAAUCCCAUCUAUGAUGUUAUAAGAAAAGGGAAGAGUGACAGUAAACCUAUUCAAAAAAGUGUCCCCUGGGAAGAUGAGGCCAUCAAUGUCAACUAUACCAUCAUGUGUCUCAAGCGCGAACAAGGUAUUAAUUGGAUCAAACAGAAAAGACUUCCGGCAUUUCUGGAAAGCGAUUGCUACUUUGAAUACAGGUUAGCAAAGUUGAUCUCGCAAGCCACAUGGAGCAGCUCAGGCAUGAAUUUCAUAGUGGGUACAAACUUUUCUCCCUGGAUCCUGAGAAAACCGCCCACCCCGCUUCUUUCCAGCAGUGAAGAAGACAAUUGCAUGAUUAUGAAGAAGUUCUAUGUUUCUCUUGGCCAGGCCUCCUAUACUCAAACAAAAGACUGGUUUACACUAGCCAAGGAGAGUGAGAAGACCGUAACGACGUUUUCAUUACCCUGUUGUACACCCCACCACCAGACUGCAUCCCCAGUUAUUUCCACGGCUUCUGAGAUUUUCGAUGAUGGAAUUCACCCCAGGACAGUAAAAAGCCUGUCUAGAACCUCUAAAGUAGUUCCUGAGCUGGAUGAAGAAGAAGAAGGGUCUAUAUCAAUGAAAGAUUCACCUUCUCAAGCUCUUCUGAGGAUAUACCUGGAGAAGAAGGAUGACCAAGACAGGAACCUGACCCUGCACUUCUCGUCACUUGAAGAAUUCCUAAAUGCCUACAUCAUCUUUAUCCUGAGAGAGGCCAUCCAGCAUAUCACAGGCCAGAACCUUAGUGACACUCCGGACUACAUCGACUACUACAAAGUGUCCCAUGUGAUAUUUGAUAAAGUCCAGCCUGAGCCUAGCAAUAGGGCUACAGCUUCACCCCCUGUUGAAGUUGAAGAGGAAAUCGCAAAAGAUAGAUUGGAAAAUGUAAGUUUAAGUUCAAAGAGUGAGAGUGUUGGGCCUGAGAGCAGGGCAGACUGGUGCAUCUCUCACAGGACCUAUGACAUUGGCAACAGAAGGGAAUUUGAAAGAUUUAAGAAGUUUCUAAAGGGCACACUAGGAGAGAGGUACUGGUGGCUGUGGAUGGACAUAGAGAGGCUGAAAGUGCUUAAGGACCCUGGAAGACAUCAAAGACAUCUUGAGAAAAUGAAAAAAUGCUACCUUGUGAGCAGUGGGGAGCGCUACCUUUCUACAGAAAUCUUAUCGAAGUUUAAGCUGCUGCAUGGAUCCUGGUGGACAGAAGACCAUUUGAGAAACAUUCAGGUUGAGGUUUUAAAACCUCUGCUUCUGUAUUGGGCACCAAGAUUUUGUGUAACACAUUCAGCUUCUGCAAAAAACGCUAGCACUGAGCUGAAGUUCUGGCGCCUUCGACAGGAGAAGCCCAGGAAGGAUGUUGACCCUUUUCCACAGAUGGCCACCCUCCUGCCAUUAAGACCGAAGUCUUGCAUUCCACAGACCCCUGAGGUCCAGGGAGAAGAAAUUGGUUUAUUUCAACCAUCUAAAUCUAAGAAAUUAUCAAAAAUAAAUGCAGGAACUCAAAAACUUGGGAGAAACGAGUCUCUGCAGCUAGUUUCUUCUAAGGAGGACGGGGUUGAGAAAGGGUCAAAGAGGCUACCAGAGAGCACCACAGUGGUGCGCUUGACAUCUUUUACUGACAUCUCCGAGUGUCUGAAGCCCCAACUGGAGAGAAAAUAUACUUACACAGAAGAGCUUAAAGUUAAAACUGUAUCAAAUGUUGGAGCCUUAGGAGGAUUUCAUAUGGAAAACUUGUUGCAAUCUUUAUAUGUAGAAAACAGAGCUGGAUUCUUUUUUACUAAAUUCUGCGAGAAUUCAGGGAACAAGGCUUAUCAUCAGCUGUUCUACCAAGAAACACUUCAACCUUUCAAAGUAUGCAAGCAAGCCCAAUAUCUUUUUGCCACUUACAUUGCUCCGUCAGCCAGCCUGGACAUUGGACUUGAUCAGGAAGGGAAGAAAGACAUUUACAUGAAAAUACAGCCACCAUUCGAAGAUCUAUUUGACACAGCAGAGGAGUUUAUCCUUCUCAGCCUUCUGGAACCCUGGACACAGAUGGUGAUGUCAGACCAGGUGGCUUACAAAAAGGUGGAACUACAAGAAGAGACUCGGCAGCUAGAUUCCACGUACUUCAGAAAGCUACAUGCUUUGCAUAAAGACGUACUUUCCAAGAAGGCUGAGGAUACCACUGGAUCUGCAAGGGCCACACUGUCACUCUCAGACAUCUCUAAACAGACAGAGUAUUGGCUUAAUGUUCCUGAGGAAUACAAGCACUUUACCUUUAAUGAUCUACUUAACAACAAACUGGAAUUUGAACAUUUCCGUCAGUUUCUUGAGUCUCAUUCUUCAAGCAUUGACCUUAUGUGUUGGAUAGAUAUUGAACAGUUCCGAAGAAUCGUUUUUAAAGACCAAAAGCAAAGAGAGGCAAAGUCUAUAUACAUUAAAAACAAAUACCUUAAUAAAAAAUACUUCUUCGGACCCAGAAGUCCAGCUUCCUUGCAACAACAGAACCAGAUAAUGCUUCAUAGUGGUGGCUGGGGCAAGAUUCUUCACGAGCAGCUUGAUGCAUCUGUGCUGGUGGAAAUCCAGAGGCACGUCUUGAAUAGGCUGGAAAAUGUGUGGCUGCCAUUGUUUCUCUCGAGUGAACAGUUCGCAUCACGUCAGAAGCUAAAGAUACAGAUGAAAGACAUAGCGGAUGAGCUCUUACUGCAGAGGCAUGACAGGAAAAUUGGAGUUUGGAAGCCUGUGGAGAGUAAGUGGAUAUCUUCCUCCUGUGAGAUUAUUGCUUUCCGUAAAGCACUAUUGAAUCCAGUCAUCGCAAGGCAGUUUCAACGGUUUGUGGCCCUGAAAGGAGAUUUAUUGGAAAAUGGAGUUCUUUUUUGGCAAGAAGUACAAAAGUUUAAGGAUUUAUGCCACUCACACUGUGAUGAAUCUAUCAUCCACAAGAAGAUUACAACCAUCAUCAACUGCUUCAUUAACUCCUGCAUCCCACCAGCAUUACAGAUCGACAUUCCAGUUGAGCAAGCCCAGAAGAUCAUUGAACACAGGAAGGAGCUGGGGCCGUAUGUGUUCCGAGAGGCACAGAUGACAAUUUUUGGAGUUCUGUUUAAGUUUUGGCCACAGUUUUGUGAGUUUAGGAAGAAUUUAACUGAUGAGAAAAUCAUGAGUGUUUUAGAGAGAAGACAAGAAUAUAAGCAGAAAAGGAAAGCAUCAGACUUAGAAGAGGAGAAGGCAGGAAAGACUGGAGUCAAGCAGUAUGCAAGUACUACAUGCUCUCUUUCGAAACCUACCUUAGGCAGCGAGUCCCUACUAGUCCUACAGUCCUACGGCCGGCAGCCAACCUGGUGCUAUUCAAAGUACAUAGAAGCCUUGGAACAAGAGCGAAUUCUUCUGAAAAUUCAAGAAGAAGUGGAAAGGAAAAUGUUCACAGGGUAGCAACAUUCCAGUCCAUGCUCAGCUCCUCCUGGGACAAGCACCAGGAUUUCUUUAAGCUACUGUUAACUAACAUGAGAAGCUGAAUGCCCAGGGUGUCGAAUAGUCUGCGUUCCUUUAGAAUGCUAUCCAUGAUAGGCUAGAAGAAUUAAAGACUUUUGCCUAUCAUACUCUGUAAGGGAAAACGUGUCAUCUUUAACAGGCAUCCCUUGCAGGCUCACCAUAUCUGCUUAGCAGAUCUAUUCAUUGGAUGGCUAGGGGUAUGAGUAGUCCUAGUGUAACAGAAACACAGGAAACACCGAAGAGCCCUCCGCCCGCCUGUGGUGUGAACUACGGAUGCACUCAUGGUCUCUGCGCAGCGGGACCCACAGGACCCAUAUGACAAGGGUUAGCAUUUUGGGUGCCUUGCACCACUCCAGGCAAGCCUUCCAGACACCUCAGUGGUUUUAAUUUGGACUUGCACUACAGACUACUCUUGAUGCAGACUGUUAGAGCCUAAAGAAACAGUGCUUAGAAAGGGAGAAGCCCUGGCACAGGUUCCACGUGCGGCAAAGGAGAACCAGACCUCAUGUAAGGGAAGCCUGAGAGGGGCCCUUGUGACCCAAAUAACUAAGGCGCUCCAAGGACGACAACCCAGACUAGAAACUAUGUCUUACAGUCCCACAGUCCCAAGAGGUCUUUUCAAAGAUAAGAUUGUCAUCCCAAAUUCUCCAGGCAGUUUGGAACUUUAAAUAGGGACCAUAUCAGUUGACAUACUUCGAAGGUCCCCUCUCCUCUAAAGAAGGGACUCAGGGUUUGCCAUCUGUUUGCUUUUGGAGAUGAGAUCCUGCUGGGCUGUCUAGGCUGUCCUCAGCCCUCCCGAGUCUCUGGGAUUUCCAGACAAGGUGUGGAUCACCAUGCCCUGCUAGAUAGAGUGUCCCUGGCACCGUGCCUGCAGAACCCCUCUUCAGUGGCUGCGGAGCUGGUCACUGUUUCACCAAGCCCUGAAAGAGCUCAGUGCCUUGUGGGCUUUGACCCUUCUCCCUCCUCUGCUUCAGCUAAGAUUGUAUUGAUUUGUUUGUUUUCUUGAUGUUCAAUUUUUCUGUUCUCUCAACAUGUUAAUUAUAAUUU
Messenger RNA from Mastomys coucha (southern multimammate mouse), 4924 nucleotides. RefSeq names its product regulator of G protein signaling 22 (gene Rgs22). The record is from RefSeq and is a predicted model, not a curated record. Gene Ontology annotation, biological process: regulation of signal transduction. Gene Ontology annotation, molecular function: G-protein alpha-subunit binding. The coding region runs from base 167 to 3817 and encodes 1216 amino acids. Lineage: Eukaryota; Metazoa; Chordata; Mammalia; Rodentia; Muridae. The transcript is spliced from 27 exons.